Molecule: messenger RNA, 2858 nt
Organism: Wasmannia auropunctata (little fire ant)
Lineage: Eukaryota; Metazoa; Arthropoda; Insecta; Hymenoptera; Formicidae
Product: zinc finger protein ZIC 4-like
Exons: 3
Coding region: 633-2114 (493 amino acids)
Biological process (GO): central nervous system development; regulation of transcription by RNA polymerase II
Cellular component (GO): nucleus
Molecular function (GO): DNA-binding transcription factor activity, RNA polymerase II-specific; RNA polymerase II cis-regulatory region sequence-specific DNA binding
Source: RefSeq, a predicted model, not a curated record
GAACGCAGCGAGGAGCACUACGUGUGUUUCACCCUCACCGCACGACGCACCCGGGACGCCGUCGCGUUGUUGUUAUCGUCACCACAAGUUCGGUCACUGAGAAAGAUAUUGUGUUUACUUCCCGAAAACGCGUAACACGGUCGCGCGCAAGUGACGGAAAACGGUGAUCGAUCGUUGAAGAUAAAUCGUAAUUGUAUUCCAAACAUCAUUUAAAAGUGUAAUUCGUACGUGAUAAAUAAUGUAUCUUUAAGCGGGUUCAUAAUGUUGUACGUGAAACGUGAGAUUACUCGUUAAUCGAGACAGAAUGGGACUUGUGUUAACAUGGAAACAUGAAUAUCACGAGAUAUGGAUUUUACGAAAGUUUAGAACAGGCAGCAUAUAAGUAAGACCAGUGAUUCUAGAAUGAAGUGUACUGUGGCCUGUAUGCUUUCUAUAUCAAAUACACUGUUUUGCACUGUUCAAUUAUAGUUCUCAAAAGUAUCUCGAUAGUUUAAAGAUAAAGAAUCAAAAAUUCAACGACGUCGAAAAUGUAUCAAGCAUUCCCCUUGCCUGACGACGCGACCUGAAUCAAAUCGUCGUGGACAAAGUUUCUUGGUGCUACUUCCGAAGUCAACAUUACGUCAAUCGCGAUAAUGAGUUAUCUAGAGGGUGUGCCAUCCCACCCGUCUCAUCCGCCUAUCGUCAUGCCUACCGGCAUCAAGCUGUCACCCGGAGGUGGCGGGACGACCGGCGGAUUAACAGAUCCCGGUGCGGGCAUUCAGCCAUCUCUAGGGACCGAAACACCGUCCCAGCAACACCACCACUAUCAUCCUCAAAGCUAUCCACCGCAUCAUCCUCACACGGUACCUCACAUGGCUCCUCACAUGGCUCACAUAAAUCACCAUCCUAGUUAUCCGCGAGUACCCGAGUUUGCGCUCAUUCGACGGGAUCAUGAGAUAGUAACGGCGAGUCCUACCACCCCCGAAAACGGUGGAUUAGGCCUAUUCUCGUCGUUGCAUCACGAUGGUACGGCCGCGACGAUGCAGCAAUUUUCUCAUCAUUCCGGCCAGCAUCCACUAACCGCUACUCACUAUCCUGGGCACUAUCCUCAGGACACCAGAUCGCUAUCGUCUCAUCCCCAGUAUAUCAGCCCACCGCACAUGACACCGGCUGCCAUCCACCACCCGCAACACUCGGCUAUGAACCAUGCGAGUAACAGCGCCUUCUUCAGAUACGUUACACAGAGGUCUAACAGCGCCAGUGGCAACCACGCGGGCACCAUCAUCAGCGGCGGCUUGCACCGUGAGACUACCUGCAUGUGGAUAGACCAGGACCCGUCGUUACCAGAAAAUGGAAGAAAACUUUGUGGCAAGAUGUUUAAUACCCUUCACGACAUCGUGUCGCAUCUGACAGUGGACCACGUGGGCGGACCCGAGUGCACAACGCACGCGUGCUUCUGGCAGGGUUGUGCGCGUAACGGUAAGGCCUUCAAGGCCAAGUACAAACUCGUGAAUCAUAUACGAGUGCAUACCGGAGAAAAACCGUUCCAAUGUCCCUUUCAAAAUUGCGGCAAAGUCUUCGCCAGGUCGGAGAAUCUCAAGAUACAUAAGAGAACGCACACUGGCGAGAAACCUUUUAGGUGCGAGUACAGUGGCUGCGACAGGAGGUUCGCGAAUAGUAGCGAUCGAAAGAAGCACAGCCACGUUCAUACUUCGGACAAGCCUUACAAUUGUCGAAUCACGGGAUGUGACAAGUCUUAUACCCAUCCUAGUUCGCUACGCAAACACAUGAAGGUACAUGGAUUGACAUUAACCGAGGGAAAAGUAGGAGGCGGAUACGAGAGCGAGGGAGAAGAGAGCAGCAGCAGCGGGGGUAGCCUGUCGGUGACUGGUAACACGGAAUCGCCCCAGCCACCUCCGGCUACAAGGACAACAACCAAUCUUCCACCCACGAGUCGAACUCACGAUCCCUCGAUUCGCGGAGCGACGGAGGUGGCGGAGUGGUACGUUUGUCAGGCACCGACAGUCGGCCCUCAACCAGGGCCACUACCUGGUCCACCGCCGCCGCAUCAUCUUGGUCAUCAUUUCAAUCAGUUGAUACACCAUCAAGCAGCCCAUCAAGCAGCCGCUUAUUAGGAAAUAUCGAUAGGUCGAAGUUGUGACCAAGAGAGUCUUUCUAAAAUCUCCGUUCCUAUCCGCUCGCACCUCCGUCUGAUGAUGCGAAACAAGAUUCCUUGCUGAGGACGAGUUACGUCAAAGAAGAUGACAAUCAUGUGUCGAUUUAGCAAAAAUAAUGCUUUGAAGAAAUAUUCUAGAAUAUACCUAUGACGAAAUUUCGUACUCAUCAUAUAUGAGAUAUGGUGUAAUAAAGUGAAACAGCUCUGAGAAUUAAUCAAUAAAGAGAGAAAAGAAACAGUAGCCUAGUAGAGCCAACACGGACAUUAGUGCAUAAUGAUUGACUAAUAUCGCAUUGGUUUUACUAUAAGUUAUUGUUUUUUCCUUCCUUUAUUGGUAUAUGAUGUGUUAAUCAGGCUCCAUUGGCGCAUUAUAUAAAGAAGCUCAUGAAUAUUUAGAAUGCAUCAAGGAAAACGUGCUGUACACACCACUGCAACUGAUUUUUCGAGGUAACUCUUAUAUAAAUGUGAAAAAAAGUGUGAAUGGACAAACAUUUUUUAGUAAUAUGAGCCAAAUUAUAUAUCUAUUUUGGUCUCAAUUGAAAUAUUUAUCAAUUAAUGAUUAUCAAACAAAAGAACAUACAAUUUACAUCAACAUAAUUCUUUUGCGAAAAGUGCAUUUUAUAAUUAGUAUUUCUGUUCUAGACAGUAUCAUAAAAUAACUCUAUUUUCAAAUAAAAUUAUAUAAUCUUUUCAUAUUAAUCAC